CCGCCGCUGCCGCCGCGUCCCAUUCAUGAGGGCCGCCCGGCUCGGCUGCGGCCCAGGCGGCUCCCGAGGCAGCGGCGGCGGCGGGCGCCUGGGCCUCGCGCGCGUCCUCGCACGGCCCCGCCCCCUCAGCCUCCGACGAGCCCGCCUUGCGAGGCCGGUCCUCACCGUCGCCGUCCAGCCACCGCCUCCCGUCGGCCGCCCGCGGGCGCCGUUGCGGGUUGGGAGCUGAGCCACCGCAGUUUCAAACCAUGAAUUAUGUGGGACAGCUGGCUGGGCAGGUGAUUGUCACUGUGAAGGAACUCUACAAGGGCAUUAACCAAGCUACUUUGUCUGGCUGCAUCGAUGUCAUUGUGGUGCGACAGCAGGAUGGCACCUAUCAGUGUUCGCCUUUUCACGUUCGAUUUGGGAAGCUGGGAGUCCUGAGAUCCAAAGAGAAAGUGAUUGAUAUAGAAAUCAAUGGCGAUGCAGUGGAUCUUCACAUGAAAUUGGGUGACAAUGGGGAAGCUUUCUUUGUGGAGGAGACUGAAGAGGAGUAUGAAAAGCUUCCUGCCUACCUUGCCACCUCACCAAUUCCUACUGAAGAUCAGUUCUUUAAAGAUAUCGAUACUCCUUUGAUGAAAUCUGGUGGAAAUGAAAGACCAUCUCAGAGUUCAGACAUCUCCCACAUGUUGGAAACGGAAACAGUUUUCACUUCAAGUUCUGUGAAAAAGAAAAAACGAAGGAGAAAGAAAUGCAAACAGGACAGUAAGAAGGAAGACCAGACCGCUUCUCCUGCUGCAGAAGAUACCGUGGAUGUGGAAAUGAGCUCUGACGAUGACAAGGGGGCCCAGUCAGCAAGAGGAUCUUCAAAUGCUUCCUUAAAGGAAGAUGAAUUUAAGGAGCCUUUGCUCUUCCAUUCUGGGGACCAUUACCCCUUAUCUGAUGGAGACUGGUCCCCUUUAGACAACCCCUAUUCCCCAACAGCAGUGUGUCCUAAGAGUGAUUCAGAGCUGGAGGUGAAACCUGCCGAGAGCCUGCUCAGAUCGGAGUCCCACAUGGAGUGGACGUGGGGAGGGUUCCCAGAGUCCACCAAGGUCAGCAAAAGAGAGAGAUCUGAUCAUCAUCCUAGGACAGCUACAAUUACACCAUCAGAAAAUACCCACUUUCGGGUAAUUCCCAGUGAGGAGAACCUCAUAAGUGAAGUUGAAAAAGAUGCUUCCAUGGGAGAAACGGUCUGUACCAUAGUGAAACCCAAACCCAGAGCCCCGUGUAAGCAGAUGAGCAGUGCAACUUCUGCUGCAGAACUUCUCGAACCUCCCCUGGAGCCUCCUCAGAUUUCAUCUAUGUUAGAUGCAGACCACCUUCCUAAUCCAUCAUUAGUGGAGGCUACCUCAGAAUCAAAACCUGCAGCUAAAGUAGACUCACCAUCAAAGAAGAAAGGUGUCCACAAGAGAAGCCAACACCAAGGACCUGAUGAUAUUUACCUGGAUGACUUAAAGGCUCUAGAACCUGAAGUUGCAGCCCUCUACUUCCCUAAAAGUGAAUCGGACCCUGGCUCCCGGCAGUGGCCUGAGUCUGACACGCUCUCUGGCUCCCAGUCCCCACAGUCCGUUGGAAGUGCGGCUGCAGAUAGCGGCACCGAGUGCCUCUCAGAUUCUGCCAUGGACUUGCCUGAUGUCACCCUCUCUCUUUGUGGGGGUCUCAGUGAGAACGGAGAAAUUUCCAAAGAAAAAUUCAUGGAGCAUAUCAUUACUUAUCAUGAAUUUGCAGAAAACCCUGGACUUAUAGACAAUCCUAACCUUGUAAUACGGAUCUAUAACCGUUACUAUAACUGGGCUUUGGCUGCUCCCAUGAUCCUUAGCUUGCAAGUAUUCCAGAAGAGUCUGCCGAAGGCCACAGUCGAGUCCUGGGUCAAAGAUAAGAUGCCAAAGAAAUCUGGUCGCUGGUGGUUUUGGCGUAAGAGAGAAAGCAUGACCAAACAGCUGCCAGAGGCCAAGGAAGGAAAAUCCGAGGUACCACCAACCAGUGACCUGCCAUCAAGUGCAAAGGAGCCAGCCAGUGGCAGGCCGGCUGAGGAUGACUCAUCCAGUGAUGAAGGGUCACAGGAGCUCGAAGAAUCCAUCAAAGUGGACCCUGUUCCCACAGAGCCCCCAAGCCAUGGCAGCACAACCUCCUAUAAAAAGUCUCUUCGACUCUCUUCAGACCAAAUUGCAAAACUGAAGCUCCAAGAUGGCCCAAAUGAUGUUGUGUUUAGUAUUACAACCCAAUAUCAAGGUACCUGCCGCUGUGCAGGGACCAUUUACCUGUGGAACUGGAAUGACAAGAUCAUCAUCUCUGAUAUUGACGGAACAAUAACCAAGUCUGAUGCUUUGGGGCAGAUUCUUCCACAGCUGGGUAAAGACUGGACUCAUCAGGGUAUAGCAAAGCUCUACCAUUCCAUCAAUGAGAAUGGCUACAAGUUUCUGUAUUGCUCCGCCCGUGCCAUCGGCAUGGCCGACAUGACCCGUGGCUACCUGCACUGGGUCAAUGACAAGGGCACAAUCUUGCCUCGGGGCCCUCUGAUGUUAUCCCCUAGCAGCUUGUUCUCUGCCUUCCACAGGGAAGUGAUAGAAAAGAAACCAGAGAAAUUCAAAAUAGAGUGUCUAAAUGAUAUCAAGAAUCUGUUUGCCCCCUCUAAGCAGCCCUUCUAUGCCGCCUUUGGAAACCGUCCAAAUGAUGUCUAUGCUUACACGCAAGUUGGAGUUCCAGACUGCAGAAUAUUCACCGUGAACCCCAAGGGUGAAUUAAUACAAGAAAGGACCAAAGGAAACAAGUCAUCGUAUCACAGACUGAGCGAGCUCGUGGAGCACGUGUUCCCACUUCUCAAUAAGGAACAGAAUUCUGCCUUUCCGUGCCCAGAGUUCAGCUCCUUCUGCUACUGGCGAGACCCCAUCCCCAAAGUGGACCUGGACGACCUGGCGUGAAAUGGCACCUCCAGGGGCGAUCCUCCGUCACUCGCCUCGCAGCAAGGGAAGGUGACCAGCACUUCUGCUGGACAGAGGACACUGGGCUACCCUCCAAGCCACAGGUGCAGAAUGGGACUCAAUGCUGACAGCCAGGCACCAGCAGGCACAGGGAGAGCUCCUGAAGUUGGAACUGCUGUCAUCCUUCCCCUUCCUAGGCCUGGCAGAGCUGUGGCUCAGUGCCCUGGGCAAGCGGGCAGGGGAGGACUCGGACCUGACCUUGGAGGCCUGGGCUCCUAUCACUGGUCGUCCUCAUACACGCGCUGUGUCAAGUGUGUGCUGGUGCUUCUUUAACUGAAUAAUUUAAAAGGAAGAAAAAAGAAGCUAAAUAAGAGUGGACCAAAACAUGUAUAAAGUAAAAGUGUUAUCGUUUCCACUGGGCAGUUGAGAGCGUUUCUCUCUAAAACCAGGGCUUUCUUUAUGGGAUCAGGGUCCACUGAGCUGCCAAAGGUCCAGUUAGUGAUUGAUGUUGGUUCACACCGCCUAUGCACAUUUCUUCUGUGGGCGCCUCCUUCCCUCCUGUGGUGAGACAAGACACCUGCUCAGGCGGGCUGCUCUGGACAGGGGCCCAGGCCACCGUCCCAGCCCCACAGAUGUGGGCUUCUGGGGAAGGAAAGUCCCUUAGAUCACCGUCUUCUCAGCUGUGGACAAAGCCAGGACAGACAGGUGUUGCUGGGCCUGCUUGGUGCCUAUAGGAAGAGUACUGCCAACAGCGGAAGUAGAUUGGACAAGUAACUGAUCUGUUUUCAGAGAGGCCUUAGAAAUGCAAAUACAUACUUGUGUGGGGUUCUGGAAGAGUCCUUUGCUCUGCUCUGCCUGCAGCUCAGUUUCUCCGCCUGGUUGUAAUGAGACAUGUCAGUCUCAGAACAGCACCGGGGGAGGGUUCUGCCCCAUCAGCCCCUCCAGAACCGGGAGCCUCAGUGUCAACAGUCACCUCAGUGUUCGAAGCCAGAGAACUGUUGGGGAGGAGGAUUCUGUACACACACACAGGCCUCAGCUGGGAGGGAAGCAGUGAGCCGAGUUCCAGAGCAGUGAGGGGAGCUGCAGAUCCAGGCGCCCGCUGGGGAUGGUUUCCUGUCCCCCUACCCCCCCACCCCCCCGCGCUUGCCCGUAGUUGUACUGUGGCAUUCGCUCCCCACCCCCACCCCCCGUUUUAGUUGGCCCCACCCCAGUGAUAGUGAUCUAGAGAUGGAGAAAUGGGAGUAGUUAUUUUUCCAGAUUGGAGAGUCGAAGUCCUUUGAGUUCAGCUGUUUCUCCCAGCACUGUUGGAUGCGGUGACAAUGGUAGAGUCCCCUGAACUCAGUUCUCAGUGGCAGAACCUGGAGGCACGUGUUCCCAGAGGAGGAAUGACACCUGCUUCUUCCAGUGCAAACCUGCCCACCUUAAACAGUUCAAAGACUAAUUGUUUAAUAAGUUUAUUUAUGUACAGUAGGUUAGGCAAACUAGGUUAUGUUUAUAUGAAAUUCUGCCCAGUUAGCGAAUCAAAAUCCUGGCAGAGCAGCGUGCCGCUAUUGAUCUCAUAGACGCCACAGCGUGUCCCCCCCAUGUUGGCUUUAGAGGGAGAACAUGAGCUUUAGUAGGGCUUCUCUGCACAUGCACGGUACGGAAAAUCUUCUAUACCUUCUGUAGUGCUUUUCAGGUUGUCCUUUAAAGAGUUUUUGAUUAGACAGUUUUUUUCCCUUGAUAAGCUCUUCCCUCUGGACACACAGGCUUUGUCAAGGUCCAGGCCAGGAACCCGGGUCUCCCAGCUGUGUGCUGAGGGUGGCAGACCCCUCUGUCCCCGGUGUCCAUAAGCACUAGACUUUGUCAUUUUGUUGCUGCAGAUUGAUCGAUCCAGUGGGUACGUUUGCUAAUUAACGUGUCUUUUUCCUUAUUUAAAAGGAGUCCCUCUUGCUGAAAGUAGAUGAUUACUAUCACUAUAGUGUUCUGAAAGUAUUAAGUUUGUGCUGAAACCCAUUGCCAUUUGGUACAAAUGACAUUUGUUCUUUCUGUGAAAGAGCGUUACCCUCGAGUGUGUUUGUACACAGACCCUUACGAUGGUGAGUUAAUGAAGCGUUAGCCUCGCGCUGCUUUCGGUGAUGGGUGGUAUCACGGGGUGAUUGCAAGCUGAUCGGGCUUUUCUAAGUCGUUCUCUAGGCUCCCCUGGUGAAACGGCCUUGGCCCGUCUCCCUCUCUCCAGUUCACCCUGACUUGAGUGUUUGUCUUGAUGCCCAUGUGCUGAAGAAGCUUGUCUGGUUGUGUUGUCGACAUCUGCGUCUCUGGCAGGCAUUAGGAAGUGCACGUGCAGGCCCGGAGCUUGCACACUUAGCCCCCCUGUGUGAGGACUGUGUUUGCUGUGCUUUAAAACCAUCUGCAUAGUUUCCAACUGGAAAAAGAAAAAAGUUCCUAGUGUGAUGUCCUAAAAUGAAAGCUGCUGAUAAUCACUGGGAGAACAGCCAGGAACAACAGCUACGUGACUGGAAAGUGCCUGUGCCCUGUAGGGACUGUGUGUGGCCCUUUCGGACUUCAUUGUUGAAGGUGUGAGCAAGACCUUUUAAAAACAGGUAGAAAGUAAAUGCUUUCUAGUAAAUGCUAGUUGGUGAAAACAAACUCUUCCAGGAAAUUUUAUCAUCUUUUUAAGUUACUGUGGGAAGCCUUGUUUUCCUCUGCUUUAGAACAUGCUGUGUUUAAUGAAACCGGUUAAAAAUGGAGUUUUUGUUUAAAGUAAGUGCUCUUUCCAGGUGAAAACUAGUUUUUUUGGUUUGUUUUGAAGGUAAGAAAGGGAGGGGGUAACUUUGUUGUUUUAAUUUAAUAAUUACAUUCAGUCUAUGAUGAAGUAUUUGAUUAUUAGCAAUGCCACUAACAAUUUUUGAGUUGUCAGAAAUUACUUGUAAACAUCAGUACAGUACUCAGUCACGGCAAAGACAGUUAUCCUAAGAUAAAUGGCUCAUAUUUUGGUGCAGUGUUUGAUGUUCAAAACAAAACGUUACAACAAUAAACAAACGUAAACUGA
Molecule: messenger RNA, 5973 nt
Organism: Prionailurus viverrinus (fishing cat)
Lineage: Eukaryota; Metazoa; Chordata; Mammalia; Carnivora; Felidae
Gene: LPIN2
Product: lipin 2
Exons: 20
Coding region: 249-2942 (897 amino acids)
Biological process (GO): cellular response to insulin stimulus; fatty acid catabolic process; triglyceride biosynthetic process
Cellular component (GO): cytosol; nucleus; endoplasmic reticulum membrane
Molecular function (GO): phosphatidate phosphatase activity; transcription coactivator activity
Source: RefSeq, a predicted model, not a curated record